AUGUCAGCCGACUCGGGAUCAUCUAACGCACCCCAGUUCUCGACGUUCUCGAUAACCAAAAACCUUCGAAUGCCACCCGAGGACAAAGCACUAUAUGAGCGUGUUGCCUUGUUGAAAGACCCCACAUCAAUCACUCGCGCAGAGAAGAAUCAGUUAGAUGGACUUCCACUACCAGAUGAAGAAGAUAGACUUUGUGUGAAAAAGGUUGGCUUAACUAUGGCGGAGCUGAAGGAUAAAGUGGCAGUCAGCCUCGUUACCCUUACCCAAGAAGAGGCUGAUAUUAUCUUAUUUGGCGUUACGUGGGAGCCAGGUAAUCUAGCCAGUGGCAAAAGAUAUCUUCUGUGGUCUAUGGACCUUAUGGAUGAAGAACGGCAGCUUGUCGAAAAAGUACAGAUCUCCUUGGGUAAUCCUUAUGACAACGCGAUUAACCGCCUUGCCAGCAAACGAUGGGAUAAACUGAGACGGCUCAAUCAGCCAGUUAGGGAACAACAGCGUGAGCAGAAAGCACAGGAAAUGCGUGCCGCCUUCGCCGCGCAGAGGGAAGCUGGUCGACCCAAAUGGGUACAGGAAAUGCUUGCCGCAAAGCUAGCUCAUUGGGGGUUUGUUAUAUUUCGGACAGAUUAUCGUGAAGGAACAGAUCAAAAAUGGCAUGUCUUCAAAGGCGUUUAUAGAAUGACCGCAGCUACUGUUCUACGUGACUGUUGGACUAAAGCAAACACCUUAGUCACGACCCAGAAAUCUCUUCUUGUUUCCGAUCCAGAACUAGAUGGCGCGAGCCUGGAUACAUUACGAGAACGAUUCAAGAGAAUGAGGGGAAAUGGAGAGAUACCUAGCGGGAGAGCAACGGAUUGCUUUCUAGUGGUAAACGAUGCGGCUCUUGACCACGAUGUGAUAUCCACCAAGACGCUUUACAAACCUAAAAGUUCCGGGGAAGCAGAUCCCUGGGAUACCACACUGUCUUUACGAGCUGUAGAUCCGGAUUACAAAGAGACGGAUACAUUCGAUUUCGAAGGCUUUAUUACGAUUCCUCUUCCCAAGGUCUUCGACUGGUUGUACUACUGCUUUAUGUCCAAAAGCGAGGAUUGGAAAACGCGAUAUGUGAACAGUAAGGGAGGUCCUGCGGAGGUGAUGGAGCCUGACGCACCAUAUCCAGCGUAUCGCUCAGGUAUGGUAUCGCCUUUACCAUAA
Molecule: messenger RNA, 1188 nt
Organism: Botrytis fragariae
Lineage: Eukaryota; Fungi; Ascomycota; Leotiomycetes; Helotiales; Sclerotiniaceae
Exons: 2
Coding region: 1-1188 (395 amino acids)
Source: RefSeq, a predicted model, not a curated record